Hydra vulgaris (swiftwater hydra) is the source of this 744-nucleotide messenger RNA. NCBI's taxonomy places the organism in Eukaryota, Metazoa, Cnidaria, Hydrozoa, Anthoathecata, Hydridae. The record is from RefSeq and is a predicted model, not a curated record.
UGGAAUAACUCAAGCAAAAGCAAUUAAGGAAAUACUGGAAUCUUGGAAUCUCUGGGAUUCGGUACAUAGUGUAUGUUUUGACACUACAUCUUCAAAUACAGCAUGUAGCACUUGCAGUUUCUGGAAAUAUGUCUGAUGGACCAGUUGAUAAUCUUUUCAAAAAAAUUCAAAAUUUCUGGGAAACUAUUAAGCCUGACAUAAAUUUAAACAAUCUUAACAGGUUUGAAUGGAGCAAGAGAAAAGGAACAUUUUUAGAAGAACAGGCUCUAAAAACCAAAAUAUAUCUUGAAUACGCCUUGUUUACAGAAAAGUUUCCUCGUGGUAACUAUAAGCAUUCAGCAGAACUUGCCUUGGUUUGGCUAGGCAGUGAUAAGCUUGGAAAUUUUAAGUUUCGUAAACCUAUAGCUUUUCAUCAUGCAAGAUUUCUUUCAAAAGCUAUCUACUACAUGACAAUAGAACUGCUUACAUUUCAUUUGCAACAAUUUGAUAUAAUUAGGGAAGAAUAAAUAGCAACAGUCCCUCAAAUUGCUGAGUUUAUUGGGCUUUUUCAUGCAAGAUGGUUUCUGAAAGCACCAUUGGCAGUUUCUUCUCCUUCUUUAGACUUAUGUGCAAUCAGGGAUAUGACCAAGUAUGGAUCAUUUAACAAAACUGUGUCAACUACUGCUAUUAAAAGUAUUAAAAAUCACUUAUGGUUUCUUACAGAACGAAAUGUUGUGUUUGCUCUUUGCAACGAAACACUUGACA